Molecule: messenger RNA, 1502 nt
Organism: Linum tenue
Lineage: Eukaryota; Viridiplantae; Streptophyta; Magnoliopsida; Malpighiales; Linaceae
Source: the annotation of a GenBank genome assembly
AUCCCCGUCCAGCCAUCUCGUUUUAUAUCCUUUUUCCUGAUCGUCAGCCUCAAAAAAACAGAUUUUAAAAACGGGAAAAAGGAACCAACUUUUCAUACGCAAGUGUUCGUUCUUGGCGUCCAGCAGGCACCAGAAGAAGGCGUCAUCAGAAGCAUUAUUAGAGAGAAGGAGGCGGAGGAAGGAAGGAAGCGUCAAUACGCACGCUCGCCGGCAAAAGGGGGCAAGAUGACGACGCGCCCGCUGCGGUUCCCUGAGAUCGACGCCGAGCUCCGGCGAAUCGUCAAUGCGAAUAUGGAGGAAGUCCCCGCUCGGCGACGAGCUCGCGAGGCCUUUAAGGAUAUCCAGCUCAACGUCGACCACAUCUUGUUCAAGACACCAAGUGACGGACUGAAAGUCAAUGAGGCAUACGAGGUGAACUCGAGAGGGGUGGAGAUUUUCACGAAGAGGUGGCUGCCGGAAACCCCAAAAGCUAUGAUCUGUUUCUGUCAUGGUUAUGGAGACACUUGCUCCUUCUUCUUUGAAGGAAUUGCGAGGAAGUUUGCUUUAUCUGGCUACGGUGUUUUUGCAAUGGAUUACCCUGGAUUUGGUCUCUCAGAAGGUCUUCAUGGCUAUAUUCCAAGCUUUGAUACUAUCGUCGAUGAUGUUAUUGAGCACUACAAUAAGGUCAAAGGGGAUCCUGAAUUUCAGAACCUCCCGAGCUUCUUGUUUGGGCAGUCAAUGGGUGGAGCUGUGGUUCUGAAGGUUCACUUGAAACAGCCAAAUGCUUGGAGUGGUGGCAUUCUUGUUGCACCAAUGUGCAAAAUUGCAGAUGACAUGGUUCCACCUUGGGCGGUGAAGCAAUUCCUGAUUGGGAUAGCGAAUUUUCUUCCGAAGCACAAGUUAGUGCCACAAAAGGAUCUAGCCGAGGCAGCAUUCAGGGAACCAAAGAAGAGAGAAUUGGCUGCGUACAAUGUCAUUGCUUACAAGCACAAACCACGGUUGAGGACGGCCUUGGAGAUGCUUGAGACAACCAAACAGAUAGAACAACGACUUGAAGAUGUAUCUUUGCCUCUGUUGAUACUGCAUGGGGAGGCUGAUAUUGUGACGGACCCAUCUGUAAGUAAAGCUUUGUACGAGAAAGCAAAGAGUUCAGACAAGACGCUGAAGCUGUACAAGGAUGCUUUCCACUCACUGCUGGAGGGAGAACCGGAUGAAACCAUAACUCAAGUGUUUAACGAUAUAAUCAGUUGGCUGGAUCAGCAUUGCAAAUGAGCAAAACAGAGGCCGAGCCAUUGCAUGGCUUACCCCAACGGCAAGGCUCGUGGCCUUUUGUCUCGAAUCUUUUAUUUCCUCUGCCAAAUAUAUAUUCAAUUAUUCUUUCAGGUUAGAUCGAUCUGAUUCUAAAUAAUUACGAAUGUUGGCAAUAAUAACAGUGACUUUGUUUUAAACACUAAUGGGUAGUUUAGAAAUUGUAUUGUGAUGGAUAUAUGUGUUAAUGUAUUAAAUAUAACGUUUGGUGUGUG